GCUGCAGCGGCGUUCGAUUUCAUUUACUGGCGCUGAAGGCAGCAGCGCUCACCACUGCACGUGAGACUAAGUAACGCUGUACCACUGAAUGGGUUUGGCGUUUCAAAGCUUUUUACCUUUUCGCCUGGCAAGCGCACCGUUGAACAGAAGACCGCAUACAGGCGUCUUCACACGUUCCUCUCCAGAGACCGAGUGAGCCGCGCGCUGCUGUGCCUACCAGCUCGCCCUCUCUGAGCACACAGACACGCGCACGAUGCGCGUGCACGCCCCGGCGCUGAUUAAUUCCAGGUCGCAGCGUCCAGGCUUCCUGUGCGGGUGUGUUUGUAUUAAAGAUGGCCGGGGAUGGAGGAGCGCUAAAGGAUUUCAAUGAGAUUAAAUGCCAGUUCAGGACCCGGGAGGGUUUUUACAAGCUGCUAACCCUCUCAGACUCUCAACAGCGGGGAGGUGGACCCCGUGGCCAAGCUGUGGCCACCGGAGUCGCUACCGGCUCAGGAGCGGGCUCGAUCCCCGGUGCUGGUGGAGGGGGCGGAGGAGGUGGAGGAGCUCCCGGUCCAGGUGCCGGUUCGGGCCCCGCGUCUGUCUCCUCGGCUUCAGCUACAGCAUCGGUCGCCCCCGGCUCAUCCUCCUCAUCCACCUCGUCCCCAGCCGGCUUUCUCCCACCGGUCCGGGUAUCCAUGGUGAAGCUGCAACCCGAGAGUCCCGGAGAGGAGUCUGAGAGGGUGUGCUUCAAUAUCGGCAGGGAACUCUACUUCUACACCUACACCAACAUAAAGAAGGCCGUCGAUCUUAGCAAACCAAUUGACAAGCGGAUUUACAAGGGGACUCAACCCACAUGUCACGACUUUAACCAGUUCUCUGCCACCGCAGAUAGCGUCUCCCUCAUCGUGGGCUUCUCCGCUGGACAGGUGCAGUACCUGGACCCCAUUAAGAAGGAGACGAGCAAGCUGUUCAAUGAGGAGAGACUGAUCGACAAGACAAAGGUCACCUGCCUAAAAUGGUUGCCGGAGUCGGAGCAGCUGUUUCUUGCUUCUCAUGCCAGUGGGAACCUUUACCUCUACAAUGUGGAGCACCCAUGUGGCUCCACGGCACCUCAGUACUCACUUCUCCGGCAGGGUGACGGCUUUACUGUCUACACCUGCAAAAGCAAGACCCCCCGGAACCCUCUUCUGCGGUGGUCAAUUGGUGAAGGCGGGCUAAAUGAGUUUGCUUUCUCCCCCGAUGGGACACAUUUGGCAUGUGUGGGUCAGGAUGGCUGCCUGCGUGUGUUCCAUUUUGAUUCUAUGGAGCUCCAAGGUGUCAUGAAGAGUUACUUUGGGGGGCUUCUCUGUGUGUCCUGGAGCCCUGAUGGAAAGUACCUGGCCACCGGGGGGGAGGACGAUUUGGUAACUGUUUGGUCCUUCGCGGAAGGCCGGGUGAUUGCACGGGGUCACGGACACAAGUCUUGGGUCAACGUAGUGGCCUUUGACCCUUACACUACUAAUCUGGAGGACGAUGAUCAAAUGGGAUUCAGCGGCAGUGAGGAAGACCUCCAAGACCCUAUUCAUUUUGGCCGGGUACGGACCAGCAGUACCCUGUCACGUCUUUCCAAGCAUAGUUCUAAAGCGGGGAGUUCUGUCACUUACCGCUUUGGCUCGGUAGGUCAGGACACGCAGUUUUGCCUCUGGGAUCUAACGGAAGAUAUCUUGUAUCCACAUCUCCCCCUGUCUCGAGCUCGGACCCUGACCAACACCUUCAGUUCCACUAUACCACCUUCUGUUAGUGGGGGUAGUAACCUCUGCAGCCUUGGGACCUCCACCACUGCCGAUGGCUCCGUAGGACACCAUCCGCAGCAUGGGCACCAUCACCCAGUAACUCACGGACCUCCAUUGCCUCGCUCGCUGUCGCGUUCCAACUCGCUUCCGCACCCAGCUGUCACUAAUGCCAGCAAGGGACAGACGGCAUCUGAAGGGAAUGCCCCCUUUAGCAUUGGCCGUUUUGCUACUCUUUCUCUGCAAGAGCGAAAGUCUGACAAGUCAAGUGGAGGCUCAGCGGAGAAGGAGCAUAAGCGUUACCACAGUUUGGGAAACAUCAGUAAGAGCAACGACAAGAUCAACGUGGCGCCAAGAAGUAGCCGUCUGGAUGCUGCCAAAGUGCUGGGGACCACCUUGUGUCCACGCAUGAAUGAGGUGCCAUUGCUUGAGCCGCUGGUUUGCAAGAAGAUUGCCCACGAGCGACUCACCGUCCUCAUGUUCCUUGAUGACUGCAUCAUAACUGCCUGCCAAGAGGGACUAAUCUGCACCUGGGCGCGGCCUGGCAAAACUACGUUGACUACACAGAACGGUAGCUCGCCGAGUGGGACGGUGGUGUAGCGCCUGAUAGUUUACAGCCUUAACCCUAAGAGCCCCUCCCCCACCCCCAUUAACAAACUCUGUGCACAACCACAAAGACUGAAGAACCCCCCCCCCACACACACACACACUUCUCCCACUGAAUCUUCCGCCUCAACCUGAUGGGGUGGGGGAGUGCAGGGGGGGGGGGGGCAGUUGGUGCUUCUUCGGAAACUAUAGAAAUAUGACUGUUGUAUUUUAUUUAUUUAUUUUAACAUACAGACUCUAGUAAUUUAUAUUGUAAAUACACAGAAUAUUCUAUAAAUAACAGAGAUAUUAGCUGUAUCAAAGUAACAAUUUAAUAUAUGAACUAUAUUGUAAAUAAUGAUAUUCAACCCCAAAAAGUCUGAGAUGGAAUUCUGAUUCUAGUGGUUAGCGAAUGACACAACUCUGCCUAAUAACGGUAUGUCCAUUAAAAGCUCAUUGAGAUGUCUCUUA
Molecule: messenger RNA, 2804 nt
Organism: Erpetoichthys calabaricus (reedfish)
Lineage: Eukaryota; Metazoa; Chordata; Cladistia; Polypteriformes; Polypteridae
Product: WD repeat-containing protein 20
Exons: 4
Coding region: 333-2348 (671 amino acids)
Molecular function (GO): protein binding
Source: RefSeq, a predicted model, not a curated record